GAGCCCCUUGGCUUUUUAUUCAAUUCUGGUUGAGGGGACUAGCCUAUGGCUGCCCGUUCUUUUGGGAGAUUGCAAUUCUGCAGAAAUAAAUUCUAGUAUUCGACUGUCACUCGAUUGUUCGGUACAUUCGGGCGAAGCCAGACGCUUACGCCGACCUGACGUCACACUCAGCCGUCCAUCUUUUUCUUCAGGAUUUUUGGGAUUGGAUGCAAAUGGUCAAGAUCCACAGAACCUGAAGAGCGAGGGCAAGGUCUGAGACAAGCCGCUGCUACCCCACAACAACAGGUUCACUACUAUACUCUAUCUUCUAAAGAAGCAAAGCCAUGUUAUCGAUCCUGGCAAGAAGAUCGGUGGGUCGAGUGGCAAUGGCCCGUGCGGCUUCUUCUUCCGCGGCUGGUACUACCGAUGCUCCCUCGAGUUUUUCUCAUGACAAGAUGGAGACGGACAAGCGCUAUCAGACCAGUCAACCAGUACCCGACAGUCUGUUGCGUGGUGACGACGGUUCGCCCAAUAACUUUUCCAUUCGAGGCCAAUUUCGAGAUGGGCGUGCCGCUUACUUGGAUAUGAGUGCCACAACACCCUUGGAUCCUCGAGUGUUGGAUGCCAUGGCGCCCUUUAUGAUCGGAUCAUUCGGUAAUCCCCAUUCUCGAACACAUGCGUUUGGCUGGGAAUCGGAACGGGUCGUCGAAGAUGCCCGAGAGCAGAUUGCCUCUUUGAUUGGCGCCACUUCGGCCAAGGAAAUUGUCUUUACCAGUGGAGCCACCGAAUCCAACAAUAUGAGCAUCAAGGGUGCCGCUCAUUUUUACAAGAAACGCGGCAAGCACGUGAUCACCACACAAACCGAACACAAAUGCGUCUUGGACUCGUGUCGGUCCUUGGAACAUGAGGGAUACGACGUCACCUAUCUGCCCGUCAUGGAAGCCACCGGACGAGUGGAUAUGGAUCAAUUAAAGGCGGCCAUUCGAGACGACACCAUCCUUAUCAGUGUCAUGGCUGUCAAUAAUGAAAUUGGAACGCUACAGCCCAUUCAGGAGAUUGGAGAAUUAUGUCGAGAACGCAAAAUUGUCUUUCACUGCGAUGCCGCACAAAUGUUGGGAAAACUACCCAUUGAUGUCAAUGAAAUGAAAGUGGACUUGAUGUCCAUGAGUUCUCAUAAAAUCUACGGACCCAAGGGUGUCGGGGCACUCUACGUCAGACGGCGUCCACGUGUGCGCUUGGAACCCAUCUUUAGUGGUGGUGGUCAGGAACGUGGAUUGCGAUCCGGGACAUUGCCUCACUCUCUCUGUGCUGGCAUGGGAGCUGCCUGUGCUCUCGCCGAAAAGGAAAUGGAAUACGAUCAUGAAUGGGUCUCCUAUCUAGCCAACAAACUACAAACUGCCAUUGAAGAACGCAUCCCCGAGGUGGCGCGAAACGGAGAUCCCGACCACAAUUAUCCUGGAUGCCUCAAUUAUUCUUUUGCAUACGUCGAAGGAGAAUCGCUCUUGAUGAGUCUCAAAAAUGUGGCCGUGAGCUCUGGUUCGGCCUGCACUUCGGCAUCGCUGGAACCGAGUUAUGUAUUGCGUGCCUUGGGCGUGGACGAUGAAUUGGCACAUUCCAGCCUGCGAUUUGGACUAGGGAGAUUUACCACUGAAGAAGAAGUCGAUUUUGUUGUGGAAUUGUUGGAGAAGCAUGUAGCCAGGCUUCGUGAAAUGAGCCCUCUCUGGGAAAUGGUACAGGAAGGAAUUGACUUGAAGGAGAUCAAGUGGUCACAAGAUGCUCAUUAAAAAAUAGAUACAAAUCAUGCACUGACGAUAUUUAGUAAUUGAGAAUUUUGUAUAAGCAAAUUGCUAUCGCAACGGUACCGGUAGUGUUGAUCGAGGCGAUGCAACCAACGGGUGUGGACAAGAGAGCACAACGCUACUACCUGGAGAACUAUCGUCAUUUUCACUUAUCACAACACUAUGCAGCAUGCAUUUUCAAAAAAUGGUGCAGCACGCAUUUGACAAGAUUAAGUCUGGGCAACUUGAACUCUCCCAUGACUUUGUUUGCCGUUGGGCCGCAGCUAGAUCUCUCCAUUCAUGGCUUCCAAUCAAGCUGUCCUGCUGCGACGAAGAAGACAACCACUUGCCUGUUGUGCCCGGCCCAAGGUUACGGUACCACUGCUAGAAGCUCCGCUGGUUCAUGGCUCCGGUCACAGCAUCGCAACGAUCAAAAAGCGCAACACCGUAACUUGGGACUGCCACGGUACUGUCCGCUAUUAUCUCAUCGGGUCUUGAAGAAUGUUAGGUGUUGUUCGUGGUGUUUGACUCCCGCAGUGUUCCUGCGAGGAUGGGGGCCCUUCGAUGCUCAUUCCAAGAUCUCAACAGAAAACAAACU
Molecule: messenger RNA, 2355 nt
Organism: Seminavis robusta
Lineage: Eukaryota; Bacillariophyta; Bacillariophyceae; Naviculales; Naviculaceae
Source: the annotation of a GenBank genome assembly